GAUGGUUUACACCAGGGAGUAGUAAAAUACAACUCCCUGGUUUACACAGUCUGUACUUCGUUUUUCUCUGCGAUAAGCGGAUCCGCGGAAGGCUUGUGAUGUUCAGCUACAUAAUUAUUAUUUUGAGUGACAAACGGUCGUUACCGCCCCCUAAAUCCUAAUGGUGUGUGGCUCACUGGGGCGGCUACACAGCUGGUGUUUGAUGGGUAGAAAAUACCUCUACCGCUAGCAACUACUGCAUGCAAGAAAGCCUUUGAAGCGGUGAGUAUGAAUGGAUAUUUCGUGGCGUUCCUUGGCGUAGGGACAGCAGUCUUGGCUAUCCUGUUUGUCGCCCUGGAUGACCCUGGACACUCCCACGAGCCGGUGGCUGCCCACAGUACUAGGUGGAGCAAGCGAGUAGCUAAUGCCCUGCUGGCUGAUAUGCAGGGGUCUUCCAAGGCGAUACGGGCAAACUCCGUGGAGGUUCGGUGCCCGAGCGGUCUUGUAUCUGGCGAGCGGGUGGGCGAAAUGUUUGACUCAUUCUACGACGUGCCAUACGCCACAGCUGGAAGGUGGCAAGGUGCACGGGAGGUGCUGGCCUGGCACGAGCCUGUCGAUGCAAGAAAGCCCAGUAAGUAUUGUGUACAAGCAUCCAACAGGGUGCAUAAACCAAUGGUGGACCGUGGAUACACGCCACUGUCCACCGAGGAUUGCUUGGUACUGAAUAUCCACCGCAUGGCUCAGCAUGCUCCCGAACACAGUGACGACUCAUCCGGCGAGCUUGUUCCGGUUAUGGUGUGGGUACAUGGCGGUUCAUUCAAUCAUGGAGUUGGAUCUCUGUACGAUGGAACUGCAUUAUCUGCAGGCAACGUUCUUGUCGUUACCGUCAACUAUAGACUCGGUGUUCUUGGCUUCUUGAGACUGGAUUCGAACACUGCACAGCAAUCUAACAACAGUGAUAAUAGUGCGGGUCACAAUGAUUCACCAACAUUGGCAAACUUUGCUCUGACGGAUAUCUCAGCAGCGUUGCACUGGAUACAGCGUAACAUUGCCGCGUUUGGCGGCGAUCCAAAGAAGGUGACUUUGUUUGGUGAGUCAGCUGGCGGUGCACUCGUCGGCUGGAUGUUGCUUGGCAAAGACCUGCUGCCCAGGGAUAUGAUCAGGGGUGCAAUCUUACAAAGUGGAACACCCAAUGCACCGUGGGCUUGGAGAUCCACGGAGAGGGCCGAAUGGGACACUCAGCAACUGUCCGCUUUUCUCGACUGCAAACAGCAGACGCUCCAGAAGCGCAAUGCUUGUUUGCGCAAUAAAACAGCGAGUGAGGUCAUGGAGGGACAAAACAGAUUGCUGCAGAACUUGGACAAGGCAUAUGCACUACCAACCGCAGAAGUGGUUUUCGCAUCUCCGAUAAUUGAUAGAUUAACAAUUGAAAAGCCACCCGACGUUCUGAUGGACUCACUCUCACAUAUGGACUUCCCAGUAGUCAUCGGUCGCACCAAGCAUGAAAUGUCAUUAUUUGUUCUGAGACUGGCGGGGUUCGCAAAGCUCGUGGAACACGGCAUGACUGCGUCAACGUGGUCUGAAUUCAUGGGUGACCGCCUGUCCUUGGCUCAGCCUCAACAGCACCCUUUCAGCAUGCAGUUCCCCAAGCCAGUGUCUGCCGUGCUUCAAACCAUUCUGAAUGAUGCUUACAGCCAGAGUGAUGAGAAUGAUAAUCUGUCUGACCAACAGCAGCAGCAGCAGCAGUUAUCCAAGACUAUAUUAAGCCAGGUGAUCACACUGUGGAGUGACACCAUGUUCGCAUGCCCUGCGUACGACAUGGCACAUGCAUUGGACCAACGGCCUGGCAAUGUUGUGUACAGCUACUGCUUCUCGUGGCAAGAUGGCCGAUUUCCAGCUUGGGCCGGUGCAGCACACACUGCUGAGCUCGACUUUGUGUUUGGAGCACCAAUGAUGCAGAAGACUGUAUCGAUCUACAACUACGAUGACAUUGAUUUCGAUAAUGCCAGUAUUGCCUUUAGCGAGCAGGUUAUGGACCUGUGGACAGCCUUUACCAAGGACAGCACAUCAUUCCAACAGAAGGUGGCAUCCAUCACUAAGCAAGAGUUGCCGGCACCAAGGAAAGAGCUAGACCUUGGUAAUGAUGGAGUGCGCCUUGUGACACCGACAGAGCUAGGGCGCCGGUGUAAGGUUUGGAAAGACAUAGUUCAUCCGCUGAUAGGAUUGCUGGAUAUAAAGCGCCCUGAGCCCUGACAGCUGCCUGCUUAUGUCUUACACUGUGUAUGAUGCCGCAGUGGGCCUACUCUGAAGUCUAAACGAUCAACAUUAGUGACCUGUGACACAGUGCCCCUUUCCAUCAGUGCCACUUCUGUUACGUCAGUUUUAGCCCCAAGUACAUGACGUACAUGUCAAAGACCCCCUUCAGUAUGGAAUUGACUGUGUGGCGAAAUGUCCUUACAUGGCAAAAUUGCAUACAAAAAUAUAUAAAUAUAUAUUUUUAUGGAUGGCAUCCGCGAUCCGCACAAUCAAUUCAAGAAUCUGUACCUGUUUCGAGUGCACGUACAGGUGCGCUCACCCGACCCAAAGUGCGAAACUGGCGCCCUGGACCAGUUCCGAUUUCAUCACUUUCAUACAUGCCAUGCACCACGUGCCUGUUGUCAGGUCGUUGCCAGCAUUUGGCCAAUCAGAGCAGCACCGUACCCAGGUAUUUUCAGUCGAUUCUGCCCAG
Messenger RNA from Sycon ciliatum, 2707 nucleotides. Its product is annotated as cholinesterase-like. The coding region runs from base 268 to 2232 and encodes 654 amino acids. The transcript is spliced from 2 exons. Gene Ontology annotation, cellular component: synapse; plasma membrane; cell surface. The record is from RefSeq and is a predicted model, not a curated record. Gene Ontology annotation, molecular function: neurexin family protein binding; signaling receptor activity. Gene Ontology annotation, biological process: modulation of chemical synaptic transmission; presynaptic membrane assembly; postsynaptic membrane assembly. NCBI's taxonomy places the organism in Eukaryota, Metazoa, Porifera, Calcarea, Leucosolenida, Sycettidae.